Molecule: messenger RNA, 3330 nt
Organism: Archocentrus centrarchus (flier cichlid)
Lineage: Eukaryota; Metazoa; Chordata; Actinopteri; Cichliformes; Cichlidae
Gene: pargl
Product: poly (ADP-ribose) glycohydrolase, like
Exons: 16
Coding region: 112-1878 (588 amino acids)
Biological process (GO): carbohydrate metabolic process; nucleotide-sugar metabolic process; regulation of DNA repair
Cellular component (GO): nucleus; cytoplasm
Molecular function (GO): poly(ADP-ribose) glycohydrolase activity
Source: RefSeq, a predicted model, not a curated record
UGAAAGUUAAAUAAAGGUUCUGCUCUGUGUGCGUUUGCUUCGUAGGGACUGCUUUCACAUUGAUAAAACCGCAGUAAACAUUCAUUUCGUUAAAUGUGAACCCAGAAAGAGAUGGACAAGCAGCAUAACCACAAUAACAGCUCUCAGAUGAGAGCGCUCCUCUGUCCGGACACACACCAAAACCCUUCAGAGGGGCAUGGAAAAGAGUCCAGCAGCAGUGACAGCACAAAUCAGGGCGCCUACUCAUCAUCUUCCCCAGGACCCUUCAGAGCAGAGAAUGUAAGUGGUGCACAAGCAGAGGGGCAUGACUCGGUGACGAAGGAGGGGAAGGAGGCGAAGGCGGGAGCUUCAUCUUGCUGUCAGCUGAACGAUCUGAAGCGACUUCCGCAGUGCCACAUGAAGCUAGGUCCCCUGAGAUUUGACGAGACACACACAGUUCUCAUAAAUGUGGAAUGUUUCAAUCAGACAAUGCAAAUUUGUCCUCAGAAAGGGAGAGAGUUGUGGCACAGCGACUUUGUGAAGAUGCCUUGUUCACAGAUAGCGUAUCAGAGCGGAUCAAGGCAGAUAUCGAGGUGGGAUGUGAUAUUCAACAAGCUGAAAUCUCUGGCCAGUAAGAAAGAAGUGAGGGUCAAAGAUGUAGAGGAAGCUAUCAUCAAAUAUAACCCUAAGUAUAAAGAUCAGUGGUCUUUUGAUGCCCUCUGCACAUUCAGUAAGAUGAUCCCAGAAACAGAAAACUACUUCAAGACACUGUUUCCAAAGAUCGCCGCAUUGGCCUUGAAACUCCCUGACUUGGUGAAAAAGGCCAUCCCACUGCUACGAAAGGGACGCAGUGCAACCAUCACUCUGUCUCAGUAUCAGAUAUCCUGCCUGCUUGCCAAUGCUUUUUUCUGCACCUUCCCUCACCGCAACACCUCCCGUCCCAAUGCAGAGUACUCUGGCUACCCCAGCAUCAACUUCAACAGUCUGUUUGAAAAGUGGUCAGCGAGGAAGAGAGAAAAGCUGAGGGCCAUCAUGCAUUAUUUUAAAGUGGUUACAGAUGAACACACUCAACCAGAAGGACUGGUGACAUUUGAGAGGCGCUGCCUCAGCAACACAGACACAUCCAAAUGGAAAAGCUGUAAGGAGACGCUGUCUAAACUUCAUGUCACAUCAGAAGGUCAAAUUGAGGCUGAUGGUAAAGGCAUGCUUCAGGUAGACUUUGCUUCCAGCUGGAUAGGUGGAGGUGUGCUGGGCUCUGGUCUGUUGCAGGAGGAAAUCCUGUUCCUCAUGAAUCCAGAACUGAUUGUAGCUCGCCUCUUCACAGAGAAACUUGAAGACAACGAGUGUUUGAUCAUUACAGGUUCACAGCAGUUCAGCUCUUACUCGGGUUUUGGAGACACCUUCGAGUGGGCAGGUCCUUAUCAGGACAAUUUUGAAAGAGAUGAAUGGGCUCGGCUUAAGAGACAGAUCCUGGCCAUUGACGCGCUGAAAUUCAGAGACAGAACGGAGCAGUACAACAGGAAACAUAUUUUCCGAGAACUGAACAAGGCAUACUGUGGAUUUAAAAGAUAUCAUGAGUAUGAAGAGCCAGAUAUCGCUACAGGCAAGUGGGGCUGUGGAGCUUUCAAUGGAGACCCGCAACUCAAAGCUGUGAUCCAGCUGAUGGCAGCAGCAAAGGCAAAGAGGGGCUUGGCCUUCUUCACCUUUAUGGAUAAACAUCUGGAGCAAAACCUAGAACAGAUCUACCACUUGAUGGUCACAGAAAAGGUUACAGUAGAGAAACUGUGCAAACUUCUGGAGGACUUCUGCUCUCAGCACCAUCGUUCACAUGUGGAUCUGUUUGAGUUCAUCGAUAAAAACAUCAGAGCCUCCAGCAGACCCUCCAAAAGUCUGCUGUAAAGAAGUCUGUUUCUCAAUGUGCACUAAAAUACUGAAGGAUUGAUUUUAUAAUAGAAGAAAAUAUGAAGCUUGUUAAUAAUUAUUUUGAUUUGCUUCAUUUAUCUGAUAGUUUACUAUGCAGUAGCAGCCACGAACAUAAUAAAUCUCCAAGUAGCAUGAUUUUGUUGUGUGCUUUGAGAGUGUGUAAUCUGUUAUAUUACUAAUACUUAAAAUCACAUUUGGGCUCAUUGCCAAACACCUGGAGGUGUAUUCAUAAACUAUUAUGAGGCUAAAAUACAAAGAUUGCAGAUAUAAUUUGCUUCACAGCAGCUUUUAUCAUCAGUGGAGGGAGACAGGAAACGGGGGAAGACAUGCAGGCAGGUUGGCGACGGGCCAGGACUCGAGCCCGUGCCGCCCGCACCGCAACGCGGCACAUGUGUGUGGUCGCUGGCUUCACCACUAAGCCACCUGGGUGCCCCAUUUUUUGUAUAAAUAGUUAAGACUUACUCUGCCCUUAUUUUUCUAAUAACUCAGCAAGUUAGGAUCAAUUUUUAGCCUGAAGGUGAUUUGUUAAUAAUGACUCCUGAUACUAAACUAUGGAUUUUUAUUUAAAACUGUCCAUUGUUCAGUUCUUGCAGAAGCAAAUCCCAGAGCGGACCUUGCUUCUGCUCAUGAACCUUCCUGCUCUGAGGGCACUGUAAUAAUUUAACUUAUAUUUGAGCUUUUAUGGCUAAAUAGUGCAGAUUUCUAUUUUAAUUACUUUCCUGUCUGUUUAAAGUAAACUGAGUGGCACAAUAUUUUAUUUAUACCAGAGCUGAUCUAGAAGAGCUGUUGUACUUCUUAUUAAUCCCACUAGAGAAACUGACUCCCAUUCAGCCUGGGGCGCUCACAUGAUUGUCCUCAAUUAAAAUGAGUGAAUAGUGUUAUACAGUUAAAACAAUUUAGAGCUUCUUCUUGACAAAACCCCCACAUAUUUACUGGUUUCACAAACACAGUAUUUAUAAUGUAUCCAUGAUGACAUGAAGCAGUCUUUCUUAGAGUGAAGCAGAUUUUGCCCAUAAAACACUAACAUUCCUAAUGUAUGCUGAUUGUCCAUGAAGGAUAUUUGAUAGUACACGAUCCCUUGAUAGCAUCCAUUCAUAACUGAUGGGUAGACAUAAGAAGCUAAACCAGAACAGAACCAUCCAGGUGUGCUGAUAGUGAUGAGUAAAAAAAUGACUGCUCUCAGGAGGCUGCUGUUUGCUUCAUGCAUUCCUAAAUGGCUUCUCUAACCUUUUUAGAGCAUGACUGGGAGUUCUUGAGUUUUUAGAGGAUCUUUGACAAUGACUAACAGACUUCUCUGCAGCUUCUUGAUGCAAAUACAUGUAUGAAAGUAUAAGGGCAUCUUUGUGUAAUAGGGGAAAGCAAAAACAGCACUAUUCAACAAUUUUUAUUUGCUGAGAACAAGGAAACAAUGUGAAAUAAGUACAAUUA